ACACUCACUAUAUAUAAAGAGAACCAAUGCACACCAAUUCUCAUAAUUCCCCCUCACUUUUGCCUUUGCACAACAUACACGUUCUCCUAUCCUAGCUACUUACUCUCUCUUCCUUCAAUUCCUCAACUCUCUAGCUCUUAUGGAAACUCAACACCAACAACCCACCAUCAAGUCUAGGUUCAGACGCAUCUGUGUCUACUGUGGUAGCAGCCCUGGCAAAAACCCCAGCUACCAGCUCGCUGCUAUUCAACUCGGAAAACAACUGGUGGAGAGGAACAUUGACUUGGUUUAUGGAGGAGGAAGCAUAGGGUUGAUGGGUCUAAUCUCACAAGUUGUGUAUGAUGGUGGACGCCACGUGUUAGGGGUGAUUCCAGAGACACUUAAUGCAAGAGAGAUAACUGGAGAGAGUGUUGGAGAAGUGAGAGCUGUAUCGGGCAUGCACCAACGCAAAGCCGAAAUGGCCCGACAAGCCGAUGCAUUUAUUGCACUGCCAGGUGGAUAUGGCACCCUUGAAGAACUACUGGAAAUUAUCACCUGGGCUCAACUAGGCAUCCAUGAUAAACCGGUGGGGUUGUUGAACGUGGAUGGGUACUACAACUCGCUGCUGGCAUUCAUGGACAAAGCUGUGGACGAAGGUUUCGUAACACCAGCUGCCCGUCACAUUAUUGUUUCUGCCCACACUGCCCAAGAACUCAUGUGCAAACUUGAGGAAUAUGUCCCCGAGCACUGUGGCGUGGCCCCCAAGCUAAGUUGGGAGAUGGAGCAACAGUUAGUUAACACUGCAAAGUCAGAUAUUUCCCGUUGACUAAUAACUAAAUAAUUAAUCUUCUACAAGCUCACUAAUGCACCAUCAAAGACCCUAGAUUUAGUGUAUAAGUAUAAAGUAUAAUAUAACCUCAACCCCAUGAUGUAGUUGUAAGCUCCACAGAAUAGGGCGACCACAGUCGUUUUUAGUUUAGCUGUGGAUCUAAUCAUUUGUAAUUUCUAUGGUUCAAGUUCAAGAUAUUCACCAUGUAAUUUCUUUAAUUUUCUUUCUUGAUUGGCUUUCAUGGCUGAGACUAUGUAUUUUAAUUAUUUCUUAGUUACCAACUAAUUGUGCAUUAGAAUUUGACCUGGA
This is a messenger RNA of Glycine soja, 1117 nucleotides long. Its product is annotated as cytokinin riboside 5'-monophosphate phosphoribohydrolase LOG1-like. Bases 140 to 805 code for a protein of 221 amino acids. Gene Ontology annotation, cellular component: cytosol; nucleus. Lineage: Eukaryota; Viridiplantae; Streptophyta; Magnoliopsida; Fabales; Fabaceae. Gene Ontology annotation, molecular function: hydrolase activity, hydrolyzing N-glycosyl compounds. The record is from RefSeq and is a predicted model, not a curated record. The transcript has 7 exons. Gene Ontology annotation, biological process: cytokinin biosynthetic process.